This is a messenger RNA of Baudoinia panamericana UAMH 10762, 2243 nucleotides long. RefSeq lists its product as uncharacterized. The record is from RefSeq and is a predicted model, not a curated record. Bases 102 to 2111 code for a protein of 669 amino acids. Lineage: Eukaryota; Fungi; Ascomycota; Dothideomycetes; Mycosphaerellales; Teratosphaeriaceae. The transcript is spliced from 3 exons. Gene Ontology annotation, molecular function: protein binding.
CGUCUGUUUACGCGAGUCGAGCUGGUCCCCUUGAUAGGAACGACAUUUAUUGGUUUAACCAUUACAACGCAAUUGGAGGUACACUGCGUGGCUUCGUCGCUAUGUCGUCCACUGGCACCUUCAGAGGCACGCCCAAGACGGCUCGCUCGCAAGCAGGUUACUCUGACAGCCCAUCGAACAUCCCAAUUCCCAGGCCGAAGCUUGAGACCCAAGUCAGCGAUGCCAACACCUCGUUGAGCGCAAGUAGAGCUAAGCAGACAAAGCGAGAUGAAGCAAUCCGCAACAAGCUCGAGAAGGACCUGAACAAGAAGCGCGGCGCCGCAGGUCGUGCACGCCAGACGCGCAAAGCGCCACCUGGCACGGUGCUGGCCCUCAAGCCGAACCAAGCACUACAGAUCAAGCCCAACACAACCGUCACGGAAGCCGCUCAGUUGAUGGCCGCGAAGCGGGAGGACUGCGUGCUGGUCACCGACGACGAUGAUCGUAUUGCCGGUAUUUUCACAGCCAAGGACCUUGCUUUCCGCGUGGUGGGAGCAGGAUUAAAGGCAAACAACGUCACUAUCGCGGAGAUCAUGACCAAGAACCCACUAUGUGCGAAGACGGAUACGAGUGCGACCGAUGCGUUGGACUUGAUGGUGCGCAAAGGGUUCAGGCAUCUGCCGGUGAUGGAUGAGAAUCAUGACAUCUCCGGCAUCCUUGAUAUUACGAAGUGUUUCUACGAUGCCAUGGAGAAGCUUGAGCGGGCGUACAGCUCAUCGAAGAAACUGUAUGAUGCUUUGGAGGGCGUACAGGCGGAACUUGGUUCCAGCCAGCCGCAACAGAUCAUUCAGUACGUGGAGGCGGUGCGGCAACGCAUGUCUGGACCAACGCUAGAGUCUGUAUUGAACGGACUGCCUCCCACAACUGUUUCCGUGCGAACAAGCGUGCGGGAGGCCGCGCAGCUGAUGAAGGAGAACCACACUACAGCUGUAUUGGUUCAGGAUCAAGGGCAGAUCACUGGUAUCUUUACAUCGAAGGACGUUGUGUUGCGAGUCAUUGCUGCCGGGCUGGACCCAGCGAAUUGCAGCGUCGUACGCGUGAUGACGCCGCAUCCGGAUUUCGCGCCCUUGGACAUGAGUAUCCAGCAGGCGUUGCGCAAGAUGCAUGACGGGCACUAUCUCAAUCUUCCUGUUAUGAACAAGGAGAAUGAUGAGAUUGUGGGCAUGGUUGAUGUGCUGAAGCUCACCUACGCCACGCUUGACCAGAUCAACAGCAUGUCUACAGGCGACAGCGAAGGUCCCGCCUGGAACAAAUUCUGGAUGUCCAUGGACCAAGGCGACACCGAGUCCAUGAUGUCCGGCGAAGGCGGCAGUCACGCCGCGCACACUCAAGACGGCCGCUCGGCAAUGAUGUCGCCAGAACAUGGCCAACGGCCAGGCAUGGACCGUCUUGAUAGCGUCCUGCCUGGCGACUCCGCUUCCCACAAUGGCGUCCCGGAACUGGACGAGCACUCCGCCCUUGCUGGCGCAGUCGAGGAUACACCGUUUACCUUCAAAUUCAAGGCUCCGGGCGGCCGAGUGCACCGGCUUCAGGUCGUGGCUUCCGCUGGUCUAGCUGAGCUCAUCGCUGUUGUGGCCGAGAAGCUGGGGGCUGAAGUCGAUAGUAUCGGCGGUAUGCCCAGCUUCGAAGACGGCCGGUUGAGCUAUACGGGUUUUGCGUUGAGUUAUAUGGACAAUGAGGGCGAUACUGUCUCUUUAACCACCGACGCGGAUUUGCUCGAAGCGAUUACUUUGGCUCGUCAGGCGGGCAAGGACAAGGUGGAUCUCUUCGUGCACGAUCCGGAGAAGCCAGCGAUGACUGCUACGGUGGAGCCGCAGCCGGUGUAUGCUGCUAAUCCCCCAACGCCACCGGAGAGCGCGAUUAGGCAGCGCAAGCGGGUAGAUGAGGAGGAAGAUGAGGAAGACAUGCCUAACGUCACAGAAAGGCGCAAGGAAAAGAAGUCUGCGCAGCCGAAGCAGCAGGAGCAGAUCAUUCAGGGUGUGCCGAAUGAGAUGCUGCUGCCCGGUGCGCUUGUGGUGUUGGGCGUGGUCAUUGUGGUUACCUUUGUCAUUGGACGGGCAUCUAGCAGGUGAAUAUGAUAGGCUGUGGGUGACUGUUGGCUGCAUGGCGAAGGGACUCCCGGCUUUCAUGAUAUUGUGAUACCAUCUGUACCGGUUAAGUGUCGCUAACGAUGUGCCUUCCAAUCAUAUUGAAGACGAAACGUA